AGCAGCAGCUGCGGAAGACGAUCCAAGACAGAGUCUGUAGUACAUGUUCUGCGAUGGAGGGAAUGUACAAUAAUCUAGAGCAAGCCCUUGGAGUGGUGGUUUGUAUCUUCCAGCGCUACUGCCGGAAGGAAGGCAACAGAUACACCCUCAGCAGAGGGGAGCUGCUGGAUCUAUUGAAAAAAGAGCUCCCCAUUUUGAAAACAUUAAAAAUAAAAGAGGGAGCCUUUGAGGAGUUCAUGGCAUUACUUGAUACGAACAGCGACGGCCAAGUGGACUUCGAGGAGUACAUCCGGUUUGUGUCGGUGGCUUGCACCUACUUCCACGACUUCUUCAAGGACUCUCCUCCGGACCAUCCACGAGUGCAAUAAAACCCAAGCGACGUCCAAGCCUGAAGCACGGUGGACUCUUCAUCAAAAGUAGGAAUAAUUUCAGGGAUAGAGAAGAGGACUGUAGGUGCUGAGGAGAGGGUGAUACUCAAAGAUGUCCAAGCAAGACGUUUGAAUGAAGAUCUAAGGGGAAAAGGACUUCUCGUAGUCCUGCCAUUCUGUUGUUCACAUGACCAAAUGAGCUCAAGGGCUUAUUCAGCGUGAGAUGCCUCUUCAGCAUCAGGUAUAUCAUAGGAGUAUGUCCAGAGUUAGAAUCCUCUUUCCCCACAAUUCUCCUCUUUUCCCACAAUUCCAUACAGUGGUUUACCCAAUACCGAAUGUAUUUGAAGUAGUAUACGACAAAUAUGCACAGACUGAAUUUAUGGUAUGACACUGAAAGUUGCCAUUGGCCAUGGUUUUCUGUGUAUGGAGACCAGGAACAUCACUUAGAAUCAUAGAAUCAUAGAAUGGGAAGGGGCCUGCAGGGUCAUCUAGCCCAACCCCCUGCACAAGGCAGGAAAUUCACAACGUGACCACACAACUUGACGGCUCUUCUGGUACCAGGAGGAAUAUGGCCAUUUUGACACCUCUAUGUGAUUUGUUUCUUCGGUCACAGUGCAAUUCGAAAGGUAUUCCCCAUUCUUAGUUGAAGGCUGCCCGUUUUAUUGGCGCAGAUGGCUAGAGAUGUGUACAGUGACUUGCCCAUCUUAAAUGGUACCUUUCAGAGUCAGUUUAGUGUAGUGGUUAGGAGCGUAGACUCUGAUCGGGGAGAAAUGGUUUGAUUCCCCA
Gekko japonicus is the source of this 1154-nucleotide messenger RNA. Its product is annotated as protein S100-A3-like. Gene Ontology annotation, cellular component: cytoplasm. Lineage: Eukaryota; Metazoa; Chordata; Lepidosauria; Squamata; Gekkonidae. The record is from RefSeq and is a predicted model, not a curated record. The transcript is spliced from 3 exons. Bases 54 to 368 code for a protein of 104 amino acids. Gene Ontology annotation, molecular function: calcium ion binding; transition metal ion binding.